Penicilliopsis zonata CBS 506.65 is the source of this 2085-nucleotide messenger RNA. RefSeq lists its product as hypothetical. The coding region runs from base 113 to 2038 and encodes 641 amino acids. Gene Ontology annotation, biological process: carbohydrate metabolic process. The transcript has a single exon. The record is from RefSeq and is a predicted model, not a curated record. NCBI's taxonomy places the organism in Eukaryota, Fungi, Ascomycota, Eurotiomycetes, Eurotiales, Aspergillaceae.
UGUGUGUGUGUGUGUGUGUGUGUGUGUGUGUGUGUGUGUGUGAGAGAGAGAGAGAGAGAGAGGCUGCAUAUAGGAUUGGGUACUGGAGGAAUUCUCUCUCGAAAAAAGAAAAAUGAGACCUGCAAUAUCGGGUUUUUACCUUCUGUGCUACCUCCUACCUCUCUUCACCAGGACUCUUGCGCUGGCGCAUCGUGGUCCUCCGUCUCCGCAACGACCCUUCCUAGAGCCAUUGGCUGACACCGUGCCAGACGAACAGAGUUCGACUUUGUUCGCACACCAAUCAUCCUUCGAUGGUGAUGAUGAUGAUACAUCAAGAUCGCUUGGUAGCGCGCUGGUGGACUUGGUGGGCGCCUUGGAUGUGAUGCAAGAUGAAUACUUUGUGCUGUGGCAGGGGAGCUGGCCGACCAGCAUUGACUGGACGGCUGCCGUGCUGGGGACUCAUGUCUCUGCCACGCUCGCCUCGUUGACGGCUCUGUCGGGCCAGCUGGGCGGGGAGCAGACUCUCGGGAAGCUCGGUCUGGUGGCGUGGAUGGACCAACACAACCUGGUGUUUGAAAACUUGGUCAACCACUUCUUCGACCAGACCACGGCCUUUUAUUUUGGCGAAAACGCCUUCAGCCUUCGGAACCAGGCCUUUGAUGAUAUGCUCUGGGUGGUGCUGGGUUGGCUGGAGAACAUCAAAUUUCAGGAUCUACACUCGGAGCUGCGCUAUUCAAGACAACAAAAUAACGGCACCGUUGGAAGUGAAGGUCGCGGGGGACACUGGCACGGGACUCAGUUCCGCGUGCCUGCCGCCCACCGAGCGCGAGUGUUCUACGAGUUGGCGUCGCAGGGCUGGGACUCGACCCUCUGUGAGGGCGGGAUGAUCUGGAGCCCGUACCUGACUCCGUACAAGAACGCGAUCACCAACGAACUCUUCAUCUCGGCCAGUAUCGGCAUGUACCUCUACUUCCCCGGGGAUCACAUUGACUCUCCAUUCAUGGCGUCGGUCGAGUCGCCGCCGCGGGUUCUGCACGAUCCCGCUCAUCUGGAGGCCGCGGUGGAAGGAUACCGGUGGCUGAAACACUCCAACAUGACCGGUAUCUGGGGUCUGUAUGCGGACGGGUUCCACAUCAGCGGGUGGCGCAGUGACUCGCAGCCUGGGUCGCGCAAAUGCGAUGUUCUAAACCGCAUGGUCUACACGUACAACCAGGGUGUUCUUCUCAGCGGGCUGAGGGGACUGUGGCUGGCCACGGGGGAUGAGGACUAUCUGCACGAUGGCCACGCCCUGGUGGCUAGCGUCAUCGGGGCGUCAGGGUGGCCGGAGACGUCCAGCACGGCAUGGGCGGGCCUCGGCCGGGGCGGGAUCCUGGAGGAGGUCUGCGAUUCCCACGGCGCGUGUUCCCAGAACGGCCAGACAUUCAAGGGUAUCUUCUUCCACCAUCUGACGGAAUUCUGUCGACCGAUACGCCUCCACGAAGAACGGUCGGUGAUCAUGUCGGCGACGACUGGCAAGAACGGUCACCACGACGAUGACGACUGGCAAGAGACCUUUGCAUGGCACCAGACCCAAUGUCGGACGUACGGGGCUUGGAUCGAACACAAUGCACGCGCGGCCUUGAUGACAAGAGAUGAGGGCGGGCGGUUUGGAACCUGGUGGGGCCGCAAAUACCGCGUCUUCGACCCUUCGUCGGCCGCAAUGGUGGACAGCAGCGUCCUUCCUGACGGGGCGAUCGACUACCAGAACUAUGGGAAGCGGUCUGCAGAGCGUAGCGGCAGUGAUGGUGGUGGUGGUGGUGGUGGUGGUCCCCUUGCGGAUACACUCCGGAAUCGAGCAUCCGGGCAAGUUGAAAGCGAUAAUGAAUGGGAAUGGGAGCGGCGGAUCCGACGAUCGAAGCUAGAGGUUGCGCCGCCCCGGCAUCCUGCAGGUAACAGCAUGGAAGGGGUCCGGCCGAAAGACUACAAUGAUCGUGGACGCGGGCGCACAGUCGAGACGCAGUCCGGGGGGGUAGCGGUGAUGAGGGCAUUGCUGGAGUGGAAGCACUACGAACAGAUGUAGUACUCCGUACGUAUGGUAUAUAUAUAUCUAUAUUUUUUUUAUUGUUA